Molecule: messenger RNA, 247 nt
Organism: Racocetra persica
Lineage: Eukaryota; Fungi; Glomeromycota; Glomeromycetes; Diversisporales; Gigasporaceae
Source: the annotation of a GenBank genome assembly
AUGGGCGGGAAAGUUCAGAGCAAACCCAAAUCCAAGCCCAAAGAAUCCAAGAACUCUCCCAGCACCAAGUCGAUGCCCUUAUCAUCUGGCAUCUUUACUCAAAAUCUAGUCCAUAUCUUGGAGAAUUCCCAAGAAUAUCAAGAAAUAGCCGUUAUUGCUAGUCGAGGUGAAGAUAUGAAAAAAAUUAGUAUUAUGUCAAAGUUAACUGAAGCUGACAUCCGCAUGGAAAUAGAUGAGGAAUUAAAGA